AUGGCAACGUACACCGACCCACCUCCAGCCAUCCCAUUUCCCUGUGCUGCUAUGGCAACGUACACCAACCCACCUCCAGCCAACCCAUUUACCUGUGCUGCUAUGGCAUCGUACACCGACCCACCUCCAGCCAUCCCAUUUACCUGUGCUGCUAUGGCAACGUACACCGACCCACCAUCAGCCAACCCAUUUACCUGUGCUGCUAUGGCAAUGUACACCGACCCAUCUCCAGCCAACCCAUUUACCUGUGCUGCUAUGGCAACGUACACCGACCCACCUCCAGCCAUCCCAUUUACCUGUGCUGCUAUGGCAACGUACACCAACCCACCUCCAGCCAACCCAUUUACCUGUGCUGCUAUGGCAAUGUACACCGACCCACCUCCAGCCAACCCAUUUACCUGUGCUGCUAUGGCAACGUACACCAACCCACCUCCAGCCAACCCAUUUACCUGUGCUGCUAUGGCAACGUACACCGACCCACCAUCAGCCAACCCAUUUACCUGUGCUGCUAUGGCAACGUACACCAACCCACCUCCAGCCAUCCCAUUUACCUGUGCUGCUAUGGCAACGUACACCAACCCACCUCCAGGCAACCCAUUUACCUGUGCUGCUAUGGCAACGUACACCGACUCACCUCCAGCCAACCCAUUUACCUGUGCUGCUAUGGCAACGUACACCGACCCACCAUCAGCCAACCCAUUUACCUGUGCUGCUAUGGCAACGUACACCAACCCACCUCCAGCCAAUCCAUUUAACUGUGCUGCUAUGGCAACGCACACCGACCCACCUCCAGCCAUCCCAUUUACCUGUGCUGCUAUGGCAACGUACACCGACCCACCUCCAGCCAUCCCAUUUACCUGUGCUGCUAUGGCAACGCACACCGACCCACCUCCAGCCAUCCCAUUUACCUGUGCUGCUAUGGCAACGUACACCGACCCACCUCCAGCCAUCCCAUUUACCUGUGCUGCUAUGGCAACGUACACCGACCCACCUCCAGCCAACCCAUUUACCUGUGCUGCUAUGGCAACGUACACCGACCCACCUCCAGCCAUCCCAUUUACCUGUGCUGCUAUGGCAACGCACACCGACCAACCUCCAGCCAUCCCAUUUACCUGUGCUGCUAUGGCAACGUACACCGACCCACCUCCAGCCAACCCAUUUACCUGUGCUGCUAUGGCAACGCACACCGACCCACCUCCAGCCAUCCCAUUUACCUGUGCUGCUAUGGCAACGUACACCGACCCACCUCCAGCCAUCCCAUUUACCUGUGCUGCUAUGGCAACGUACACCGACCCACCUCCAGCCAACCCAUUUACCUGUGCUGCUAUGGCAACGCACACCAACCCACCUCCAGCCAACCCAUUUACCUGUGCUGCUAUGGCAACGUACACCUACCCAUCUCCAGCCAACCCAUUUACCUGUGCUGCUAUGGCAACGUACACCGACCCAUCUCCAGCCAACCCAUUUACCUGUGCUGCUAUGGCAACGUACACCGACCCAUCUCCAGCCAACCCAUUUACCUGUGCUGCUAUGGCAACGUACACCAACCCACCUCCAGCCAAUCCAUUUACCUGUGCUGCUAUGGCAACGUACACCAACCCACCUCCAGCCAACCCAUUUACCUGUGCUGCUAUGGCAACGUACACCGACCCACCUCCAGCCAUCCCAUUUACCUGUGCUGCUAUGGCAACGUACACCGACCCACCUCCAGCCAUCCCAUUUACCUGUGCUGCUAUGGCAAUGCACACCGACCCACCUCCAGCCAACCCAUUUACCUGUGCUGCUAUGGCAACGUACACCGACCCACCUCCAGCCAUCCCAUUUACCUGUGCUGCUAUGGCAACGUACACCGACCCACCUCCAGCCAACCCAUUUACCUGUGCUGCUAUGGCAACGUACACCGACCCACCUCCAGCCAACCCAUUUACCUGUGCUGCUAUGGCAACGUACACCGACCCACCUCCAGCCAACCCAUUUACCUGUGCUGCUAUGGCCAGUUCUGAGCACCAAACAGAGCCAACACUUCUUGCCACAGCAGGAGAUGGGAAGUCUGCUUGGCCCUUCCUCCCCACACUGGGCUGA
Messenger RNA from Hypanus sabinus (Atlantic stingray), 2082 nucleotides. RefSeq lists its product as uncharacterized. NCBI's taxonomy places the organism in Eukaryota, Metazoa, Chordata, Chondrichthyes, Myliobatiformes, Dasyatidae. Bases 1 to 2082 code for a protein of 693 amino acids. The record is from RefSeq and is a predicted model, not a curated record. The transcript has a single exon.